This is a messenger RNA of Cherax quadricarinatus, 9822 nucleotides long. It is a transcript of the gene Ent2, whose product is annotated as Equilibrative nucleoside transporter 2. Gene Ontology annotation, molecular function: nucleoside transmembrane transporter activity. The record is from RefSeq and is a predicted model, not a curated record. Lineage: Eukaryota; Metazoa; Arthropoda; Malacostraca; Decapoda; Parastacidae. Gene Ontology annotation, biological process: nucleoside transmembrane transport. Gene Ontology annotation, cellular component: plasma membrane.
AUUGUGCUGUGAAGGGGGGUGUGUGUGUGUCAGUGCUGCUCAAAUAUUUUCCCCAUCAUAUCAGUUGCCUCUUUAUUAGUGUCAGCGUGAUAGUGUUGGCUAACCAUACAUAUCCAACUCAGGGUCAGUGGGGUGUAGUGUUAGUGAGUGACUGGUAGAGAGGUUGUUCUCAAGCUCCUGGGAUACUACAACAUUUUGCAUCUUGGUGAAUUACAGCCCAGUGGAACCCACGUGUACAGAUAAUGGCGAGGUGAAGUUAGGCGACGGUGGACGGAGCCCACACUCCCGUACCCACACUCCUCGACGUGCGCCCCAACACGCAUGAAGAAAUCUCGGGGUAUCAGUUCCACUAUGAGUUACUUCAGCGACGCCCGACGCUACCCAGAGGACGAAUUGCGCUCCCAACAUUCGUACUUCAACAACAGCAGCAGCAACAACAGCAGCAGCAGCCGCCGUACCCUCCUCGGUACAACUACCCUCCAGAAUAUCACAACUAUCCCACUGCUACUAGGGACUAUCCGAUGCGCGGGGCCAACAGAGACUAUCAGAGCACUAGAGACUUCCAAAGCAGAUCCAGGGAAUACCUCAAUGGACCCGUGGACUAUCCAACAGGUGGUGGGGACUAUCAGAGCGGUCCAUUGGGGUAUCAGAACGGUCCCAGGGACUACCAGAACGGUCCCAGGGAUUACCAGAACUGUCCCAGGGACUACCAGAACGGUCCUAGGGACUACCAGAGUGGUCCUAGGGACUACCAUAGUUUAGGAAAGGACUAUCAACACGACCCGCCCCCCUACCACAGUGGAUUGGUAGAUAGUAGCCAGAACAGCCCCAGAGGAGUGAACACCGGACCCAGAGACUACCAGAGUGGGGCUAGGGAUUACCCUGACGGUGCUAGGGACUACGACGGUGCUAGAGACUACCCCGACGGUGCUAGAGACUAUCAGGAUGGUGCUAGAGACUACUCGACAGGGCCACGGGACUACCAUCGGAGCGACCGGGAGUUCACUGGUCAGCAGCGGUACGGCACCAGUCCCCGACACCGCUACCGCAACGCCGAGGACUACCACUAUGACUACCGGGGAGGCUACCGGCCUUCCGUGGACUCGGACCCCCGCGAUGGCUACACCACAGACGGUAGCGGCUCCGGCUACCGGGAAGGGAGCGUACGGGGCUACGAGAACUACCGGUACCCGGAGAGCGAGGCUCUUCUCCCGAGAGACCGGCUCCAGUAUCCCUUCUCUCACCAGGCCAACGGAACCACUUACACUAAAGCUGUCUUAAGGAAGAUUAAAGGUGAAGGAGCGGGGGAGAAGGAGCUCUUCCUGGGAGGUGUAGAGCCUGUACGUCUAACACCGUCGUGGGAGAACACUAACCUGCCCAAGGAAGAACUCAACUUCAAGAAUGUCAACACCUUUGAGACCUUUGAGGUGGACAUGGAGCCGCCCAAGGACAGGUACAAGCUGGUGUUCCUGACGCUGGUGCUGCACGGUGUGGGCACCCUCAUGCCAUGGAACAUGUUCAUCACAGCUAAAAAUUAUUUUGUGGACUACAAACUUCAAACAAGUGACGAUGAAGUGUCAACGUACGUAACCAAUUUUCUGCCUUAUAUAGGCUAUGCAUCUCAAAUACCAAAUGUACUCUUCAACUGGCUCAACAUCUUUAUCCAGUUUGGAGGCAACUUAACAACGAGAAUUGUAUGGAGUAUCUUGAUUGAAGUGGUCGUGUUCGUGUUCACUGUGAUCUUAGCCAUGAUUGACUCGACGGAUUGGCCGGGUGUCUUCUUCUGGAUAACUAUUUCUUCAGUUGUCAUCCUUAAUAUUGCUAAUGGCAUCUACCAAAAUACAGUAUAUGGCAUGGCAGCAAGGCUUCCCUUCUCAUACACGGGCGCUGUGGUUCUAGGCUCCAACAUCAGUGGAACAUUUACUGCUGUGAUUAAUAUUAUUGCUAUAGCCAUGGCACCAAACAUCAGAACCUCAGCCAUCUAUUAUUUCAUCACAGCACUGUUUGUGCUCCUAGCAUGCUUUGACACUUACUUUGCUCUACCUCUUAAUCGCUUUUUCAGGUAUCAUGAGGCACUCUAUGAAAGAGCCCAAAAAGCGGCAAAGAGAGAUCCCAGCAAACCCAAAGUACCUUAUUGGCAAAUCUUCAGAAAAGCAUCACCUCAGCUUUUCAAUGUUUUCAUGGUCUUUUUUGUCACACUUGCUGUCUUCCCAGCUGUAAUUGCAGAUACUUGUAGAACUGAAGAAAACUUCCCAGUGCCACCAAAAUAUUUCCAGGCUAUAACCUGCUUCCUUACAUUCAAUAUCUUUGCCAUGCUUGGAAAUAUGCUUCCAGGACUCUUUACCUGGCCUAGCCCAAGAUUCCUCUGUAUUCCUGUACUUCUGAGACUCUUCCUUAUCCCAGCAUUUGUAUUGUGCCACUUUUAUCCAGUUAAUGUGGACAGGAUUAUGCCAGUCCUUAUAGACUCAGAUUGGGCAUACUGGGUAUUGACUGCCAUUUUGGGCAUAACCUCAGGUUACUACUCUUCCUUGGCAAUGAUGUACUGCCCAAGGACUGUGCAGCCCGAACAUGCUCCUGUUGCAGGCAUGAUGGGAGCUGCAUCCCUCAUUACUGGAAUCUUCACCGGCAUAGUUUUCCAGAUUGUGUGUACUUGGGCAGUGACAAACAUUUCCUUUGAAAUUCCUGGAUAUCACUUUCCUAUGCGGAACUGUACGAAUCGGGUUAGCUAGAAAAUGGAAUUAAAAUAUUUUGUGAUGUUUUAAUUAAGUUAGUUUGAUUUGCGAGUGUUGAUUUCAAGCCUUACUCUAGUGUUAUAGAAAUGUUUCUCAGAGACUAAGGGAAAGAUUCUAAGCAAGCUGUGUAAGGCUUCAAAUUACUGAUAUCAUGCUAAUAACACAGGUGACUGUUUGUUAGUUAGUCUUUCAAAGAUGUUAGGGAGACUUUUUUUUUCAUUUCAGAAGACUCAAGUCACAGUUAAGAUAACUUAGGAAGGCUUGUAUACAGAUCUUUUGAUAUUUGACUGCACAGUAAUGGGUCCACUGUAUGUAUAUUAGAAAGAUCUCUCAAGUCAUCAUGCUCAAAAGAACCCAUCAGAGCACCGUGUUCCUUGAUCAACAUAAUAAGUGUAAGCACCCUUGUUUCAUUUUUACUGAGCUCCUGAAGGCAUGAACGGGUCAAUUUGUAUAGUUCCAACUUGACAGUAAAGACGGUGACUUUUUAAGUGCUUAUAUAAUAAAAGGAGAUGUAAAAUUAAUCAGAUUCGUAGUCAGGGUAAUUUUUUACACUAAUAUUUUGGAUAUUGUUUUUUUUUAUCUGUAGUUAGUUAAUUUCAAGGCUGAGAUGAUAUGAAUGAACUUCUUUUUUAGAUUUUAAUAGAUAAACAAUUUUUACUUUGUAAAUAUAAAUAUUUUCAAUAUUUGGAUGACUGUUUUAGACAUUAUUUUUUAAUGUACUGAUAGCAGUAUGUACAGCAUCUAAGCCUCACAGAGCAAUUAUGAAGACUAAGUUUAGAAUGUUAAUUUGCAACCAAAACUGUUUAUUGUAUCUUGUUAUAAUGACUGUUAAUAUAAAUUAUGUAACACUAACAUAUGAAGUACUGCAAUGUCUCAUCAUUUGCUUUAUACAGUAUAUAUAUACAGGUAAGUAUUUGUAAAAUUGACAAAUUUAUGACUUUUGGAAAAUAUGUCAAGCAAAAGAAAAUAAUUUUGGUGAAGUGUCUCAGUACCUUUACGAAGCAGAUGACCUUAUCGUGCAAGGCUCACCUUUAUCAUAUCACAGUAUUUAUAUGGCCACUUCUUUAUCCCACUUUAGAAUUACCCACAUACACAAAAAAAUAAUUACACUUGUGUAUACACUUGUACACACAUGGGUCAGGGGAUGAUACUCCGACCUCUGCAACCAUAAGUAGAAUACACACACAUACAUGGAAUAAAAGAUAUUCUGGGUUAUAGAUGGUAAACAAAAAUAGGCACUUUACCAGCAAUGGCACAGGAGUCUGAGGGCAUGGUUGAAAAUUACACACACAAAUGAGCAGUGGGGCUGUCAGAAAUUAUUUCACCAGAGGAGUGAUGAAGAAGAGGAAUGAAUCAUUCAAUAACAGUGCAAAUUUAAUACAGGGAUGUAAAAACUGAUACAGCGCUACAAAGACAUCUCAUGUGGCUGUCAAAAUUGAGAGGCAGUGAUACAAAUACUGGGAAGAGUGGUACAAAGAGUAUAUAGAACGAAGGCAAAAUUUCUUAUCAUGAGUUAUUAGAUUCACAAUGAAAUUGGGAGAAUUGGGAUGACAUAAACAGUCAGAAACAGAAAUUGGAAAGUUUCAUGAGCCAACAUUGUUAAAGAUAUCACAAGGAUGCUACAAAUGGACAAAUAGCAAGACUUGACUCAGACUUCCCUCUAAGGAAAGUGGAAGUAAAGAAAAUUUAUGAGGAACUUCUACAAGCCAGUGACCACAGGGAUGAGAGAGUUGUGAAUGGAGUAUAGUGGGAAUGAGAAUUGGAAGGUAAGGCAGUACAUAAGGUGGUGGUGAGGUUACUGAAGAUGUGCAAGUUAGCUGCAGUAAAAUUUAUAUCAGCAAGGAGAAGGAGAAUACAAAGCAAGAGAACCUAUGUUUAAAAACAGUUUAGUGAGCCUAAAAGUAAAAGGGCAUGGAAGAUGCACAUAAUGAAAAACUAAACAGAGAGCUGGGAAAAGCUAUGUAAGGAUUAGAAGGGAAGCAGGAAAAUAUUAUAGAUAAGGCCAUAACAGAACCAAAGAUGAUCCACAGCCAUAUAAGAUGGAAGAUGAUAGCAAAGAGACCAGUAAUAACACUGGAUGAGGAGGAAAGUAAACAGACAGUGGAGGCAAGUAAGUACACUAAUUGCAGAACUGAAGAGAAGAUUCAAGUACCGGUUGGUCUGCCAAGGAGUCGGGGACACCCAAAGAGGGACAGAAAGGGAGAGUCUACAAAGACUAUUCAAAAAUAGAACAAUAUAGGAAGAAAUUGGAAAGUUGAUAAGAAAGUCAAAUAUGUACAGUACAGCCUCUCCUUACUCGUUUGCCAACGCCUUGGACUUACGAUGGGCUCUCUGACCAGUAUGCAUACCUAUAUGAUGUAUAUUAGAGCUGAUUUCUUCUAUUCUUUAUUAUAUUAUUCAGUAUACUACUGUAUAAACAUUUAAAAAUAUACCAGAAAUGUUAUAAAUGGUGCAAAGGUGACAUUAAAAUAAUAUCAAAGAUAGAUGAUACAAGCCCACUACCAUUGGAGUAUGCUCCUCACUUAGCGCUGAAUUUGUUUACCAUUGUUGUUUUAGGAAUGGAACUCCAUCAUUAAGUGAGGAGAGGCUGCACUAUGAAAGCAGCAGGAUCAGAAUUACCAAUUGUGAGAAAAAGCGCAGGAACUGUGCAAUCCCAUUUGAAGUUUUAAACAAGUAAAUGGAAAGUGAAAAAGCUGCUAAUGUGAUCUUAAUAUACACAAAAAAAGGAAAAUGGAAAAAGUAGAUAACUUUCACUGACUGGUAUACUGGCUAUGAUUACAGAAAAAGUAAUAUAAAAGAAUGUUAGAGCAUCUGCAAGGGAUUAGAGAUUGUAAAUUCUGUCUUUCGAAUCUCUUGCUUCUAAUACAGAAUAAUGGAAAGAAGUAGGAAAGACAGGAAGAAAGUGACAACAUAUUCAGAGACUGUGUGAAAGUAUUUGAUGCAAUACCACACUUGAGGCUGAUACAAGAAUUGGAAAAGCAGGAGAGAGUAAUGGGAAAAAUGCUAAAGUGAAUACAGAAAUAUCUGCAGAAUAAAAAACAGAGUAGGUAUCAUUGGGGGCAAAGGUAACUAGUGGAAUACUCAAAGGAUCAGUGGUUGAAACCCUGCUGGUGGAAACUGAAUACAACAUAUAUGCUAUAUUUGUUUCCUGAUAAUCGAAGAUUAAUUGAGAAAGGUAGCACCCAGAAAGGAUAGGGAAUUAUUUAAAGAUUACUUACACAACCUGGAAGUAUGUUUGGGAAAGGCUAAAGAAUUCACUCCUGACAAAUGCAAGAUAAUGAAAAUGAGGAAGAGAGGAAAGCCAGAUAUGGAAUAUGACCUGGAAGAGAGAUAUUACAAACACUGUACAAGGAGAAAGAUCUGGGAAUAAGCAUUACACUAAGCAUAUCACCAGAAGUACAUAUCAAUCAUGCAAAAUUAGCUAACCUAGGAACUUAUUCUUUUUUUAAGGACCCUUGACAGAAUUAUUUUGGACAGUAUACUUCGUAUAUAAGGCCUGUCUUUUAAAGUGUGCAGUGAAGGCAUGGAGGGUGCAUCUGAUCAAGCACCAAAAGUCUGCAAUGAGAGUAGUGCUAAAACUGAGGGUAAUGGACUACAAAGAGGGACUAAAUCCAGUGGUCCUAGAAAAGAGUACCAGGAGAACAUGCUCUUGACAACAAGUAUCCAGGGCACUUGGUGUGGAUAUGGAAAGGAUGUCUGAGAUGCGAAGAGAUACAGCCAAGGAAUGAAGAUGCCAACUAAGACAAAGAUAAGCCUCAGUGUCUUUAAUAAGUACAAUACAUUUUCAUCCUCAUUAUGGUAGAGACAAGCACCAUAUACAGUUUCAAGAGUAGGUAUGAUUGGGCCCUGGAGGUCAAGAAAUCGGUGAAUACACUUGAUAGAAUUUAAGAGGCACGGCCAAGAAUUAUGAAUCGACCCCUGCAAACACAACUAGGCAAGUACAAUUACAGUAGGCGAGUACACACCCAAGUAUACUUAUUUUUCUUAAAUUAUUUUUCAUUGUUCUUAUUAAAUCAUAAAAUGAGUGUGUAAAUACAUACUGUACAGUAGUUUUAUUUACCAGUUUAAAGUUACAGGACUAGACCUAUGUUUUUGUUGUCCUGUGUUCUUUGUUUAAUAUGUCAUAUGCAGUAAUUUCUUGAAUAUUCCAUUGUUUUUAGUAUUUAUUAUGUUUUGAAUCCCAUUCCAGUAGUCUACUUCAAUUUGAUAAUAGUAAGUGUACUGUGACUCAUAAAUAGUUUCCUUAAUAUAUUAUAAAAUCAUUCAUUUAUCUUGCCCAUUUUCUUCUUCAUAUUUUUAAUAUUUUUAAUAUGCAUUUACUAUUAAAAAGAGUUUUAUAUUUUUGUUUUGGAUUUCCAUCACCAUUUCUUUUUUUAAUUCACUGCUGUAGUUUCUUUUACUAAUAUUUACAAUCCUCCUCAUUUCUUAAAUAUGUCUUAAGGUUUUCUAGCUUGGUUUUGUCUAGAUUCACCAUGUCAUAUUUCUUAUUUAUGUCCAUUACUUCUUAGAAUUUUUGAGAUACGUACUUCAUUUAUACAAUAUUUGUAUAUACAGUACUGUAAAAUUUCUAGAAAUUUGCCCGAAUAAAUAAUCUGAUGCAUAGAAAAGAAUUAAUUUUAGCCUUACUUCUUGUGUCAUUUACCCUGUUAGUAGUUACCAUAUAGUCCUUCACAUAUAUACUUUCCUCCUUUAAUAGGUCUUUGAAUGUAGCCUUACUGUUUUGGUAUGUACUUGCCUUUUUGUUGUAAUUCAUCCUUAUACUUGACCAGUGUUGCUUGUUCAUAUCCUCAUCAUGCUUGUCAGUUUUUCUCUGUCUUGCUACUUGUCUUUUAUUGUUGGAAUCAUCUAAGCAUUUUGUCAUCUCACUCAUUUCAUGUUUAUCUCUCUCUGUUCUCAAUAUACUGUAUUUCUGAGAGAACAUAUGAAAAAAAACAUGGUUACUUUGUCUUCAUUGAUUAUGUUCUUUCAUAGCUCGUGACUGUUUGCUAUUGUCUUUGUUAACCAUUGCCUUUGUUAACUAUCUUGGCUGUUCAUCUUCAUGUUUUCUAAAGUUUUCACUCUGACUACACAUAACUUGACUACACUCACACACUCUCACUUUCAUAUGUACAUUUUGUGAAUGUAUAAUAAUUUAAGAAAAACCAAUGUACUUGGGUGUCCAGAUUAUUUUCUUUUGAAUGCUUAAAUAUAUAUAUUAUUUAAAUAGGAAUUUGAUAAAAAUCAAUUGAUAUAUAUGUAUAUAUAUAUAUAUACAGGUAUAUAUAUACACAGUAGUUAAUGAUAGUUUCUGGUAUAAAUGAUGUGUAAAUAAUUAGGUUAGUUUUGUGGAUUGUGAGAAAAGUUACUAUGACAUUUCAUUAGAUAAAUUAACAUUUUGCUACUGUACAGUAUGUGAAAAUUUAAAUAGCUACUUAAAGCCAAUUUUGGUAUCAUUUUAUAAAUUAUUUAUGAACAUUUUUUUAGCUUUGUGCAUAUCCUGGGCAUUGACUAAAAAUGAUCCGGGACAAACCGAAACAUUGUCGUCAUCAUCUAGUUUCCAUUUUCCAAUUUGUGGGUUAGUUGUGAACUAGCAAUUUCAGCAAAUGUUACACUAAAUAAAUUUAAUUUUAUAUUACAGUUUAGUAGUAAACUGAACUUUGCAAGACCCCAACUAUAGGACCUCAAAUGAAAAUGCUACAGUUGUAAUUUUUAUGGUGUCGUUCUUGGUAUUAAUUCUUAAAAAUUCAAUUAUGUAUUGGCCUAUAUUUGAUUUGGUUUAAGCCUUUGCAUUUUUAUAUAAAAAAUUUAAGCAACUUUUCAUUUACUGAAAUUCUUGUUAAAAACACAAUAAUUUUUGCUAUUGUAUUAAUAAACAGUGACAGAUACAUUGCAAGAAAUUCAUAAAAUUUUAUUAUAAUAUGUAAAUGUAAUUCAAACUUAGAAGGAAUCAUUUUGUGCAAAUCAUUUAAAUAAUAGUUCUAUUAGGAUUUGCGGUGCAACCUGUAAAACUCAUGUGAGCAGAGUAUUUACUUAAUUACAAUAUAUAUCUUAACUGAACUGUUUUGCAUCACUUACUGAGCUUUUAUGCCAUUUUGCCGAUAGCUUCUGUGCCCCUAGAAUCUUUUUUACUCUUGUUUAGCUCGCUGUGUUUUAAUUGUUGCCAUUUCUUUCCUCAGUAACAGCUUGCCUCACAUGAGUCAGAUUGCCCACAGUCCCUGCUAUGGGAAGGUCGUUACUUUCGUCAUUUGUGUUUGCCUUUUGCUUUAAUAUUUUAGUUGCCAUUUUUAGUUUUCGAAGUCCACUAAGUGAUGCCUUGAGUAGUGCAAAGAUUAAAACCGCUCAAGUUUAAGUAAGGCAGUGACUACAUGACCGACGAGUAUGUACAGUGUGUGCCCGUAGCACCUCUAAUGUACUACAGGGUACCUUAUAUUGCCAAAUUAUUAUUGUUUAUACAAUUAGUUUAUACAUGCAGUUGAAAUCAUUAGGUGUUUCUGCAUGCCCAUUAAUCAGUAAUGAAAAUUGUUCACUCAAAUAUAAUGCCUAUUUUAUACAUCUGUAAUGUCAGUGAGCUAAUGAAUUUUCCUGUAACUAUAUAGUAAGUCAUAUUGAUGAAGUGACUGUAUAUUACAGCUUGUUUAUUGAGUAUUAACGACAAAAAGCAAGUAAUGGGAAGGGUCCACAAAUAUAUACUUCAGUGUAUGUUCCAUUUCUAAGUCAUGUACAGUAUAGGAAAAUAUGUUUGAAUAUUUAUGACUUUGUUGUGCCUGUGUGCUACAAGAUCUGGUUCACAAGAUCAAACUUCUACUGGUUGUCUGUCUGUCACUUGUAAGCAGUGUGUAUUACUGCUGCAGAGUAUGCUUGAAAAGUAACUAAAAAAAAAAGAUAUUAAUUACUGUACAAUAUGUACACAAAUACAAAAGUCCAUUCCUAGUAGUCUUAGGAAAAUUGAAUAGGACUUUUAUUAUUUAUUGGUUUUAAUAGUUAUUUUUAUAUGAUUCUGACUUUGUAUCCUGAAGUCUGUACAAAAUAGCAAUGACUUGGAAAUAGAUUUUGAUUUAAUGGAGCAGAGUACAAUCUGUAAGAAUCUGCAAAAUAAAUUGUUCCUUGUUAA